Molecule: messenger RNA, 219 nt
Organism: Phytophthora nicotianae INRA-310
Lineage: Eukaryota; Oomycota; Peronosporomycetes; Peronosporales; Peronosporaceae
Exons: 2
Coding region: 1-219 (72 amino acids)
Source: RefSeq, a predicted model, not a curated record
AUGGACGAGGUGGAGGAGAAGAACGUCAAGCUGCGGUGUGGUGUGUAUGGUGACGGAAGCGUGUUCUCCGUCGAGGUUGAGCGCAAUGGAGACGUGGAAGCGCUACAGGAGAAGAACGGCGCGUGGCUCAAGAGCGACCCCUUCAAGCCUUUUUUGAAACACGGAAGAAAAGAAGACAGUGCCUAUGUGGUAGAGAUGAUCCCAAACUGGGAUCUGUGA